CUGUUGAAUGGAGCAAGUGAUUAUUUCCGUGGGCCAUUCAAGAAUGAAGUUCGUUUCUACAAUUACGAUUCAACUAUGACCAUGACAAACUUGAAUACCGGCAUAAUAGCAGGAAGUGCCUACCGCGGAAGAAUAUGUGGCUCGAGCUAUAACACCGGUUUUGUUAGGGAUAAUUCGAAUUUCAAUGGACUUUUGGCAGCAACGCAUGAACUUGGACAUUUGCUUAAUUUACCACACGACGGUCAAUCAAACGCUAAAGGCUGUGUAUCAUAUCAAGCAGACAAAAGAGCCGCAAGUAUAAUGGCACCUUACGAUUUGGCCGUGGACAAAUACUAUUGGUCUCGGUGCAGUAAAAAGAUUCUCCAUGACUUUGCAACAACGAAAGGAUGUGAAUGCAUGAAAUACCCAUAUCGACGUUAGAUUGCUUUAGCAAGACAGCUGAUGUUAAAAAUAAUGUACAUAAAUCCAAG
Phymastichus coffea is the source of this 470-nucleotide messenger RNA. Its product is annotated as venom metalloproteinase 3-like. Lineage: Eukaryota; Metazoa; Arthropoda; Insecta; Hymenoptera; Eulophidae. The transcript has 5 exons. The record is from RefSeq and is a predicted model, not a curated record. Gene Ontology annotation, biological process: proteolysis. Gene Ontology annotation, molecular function: metalloendopeptidase activity. The coding region runs from base 76 to 420 and encodes 114 amino acids.